GUAGGCGCAGCAGCAGAUUCAGUCUGACUUCAUCCGCUCGGCUCAGGAAGAGAAAUCAGCCAUCUCUCAGUCAGAUCCCUGCAAACACCACAGCAUCCAAAUCCAGAUAUCACAUUAAGCUUCGGGGGGAAUCCUGCGAUCUACGGGAACAGGGGGAUGGUCGGUCUUGCACUGUAGGAAGAUCGCCGUGUCCACCUGACACAUGAGGACGUCUCAUUGUACGGGGGUCAUGAGGGCUGUGCUUUAGUAAGAUAUCAAAGGGUUCUGGUAAUGUGCCAUGGGGUACGACGUCACCAGGUUCCAAGGAGAGGUGGACGAGGAUCUGUUAUGUCCCAUCUGCAGCGGGGUGCUGGAGGAGCCAGUGCAGGCCCCGCACUGUGAGCAUGCCUUCUGUAACGCCUGCAUCACGCAGUGGUUUGCGCAGCAGCAGAUCUGCCCUGUGGACCGCACCGUGGUGACUCUCGCACACCUUCGCCCCGUCCCCCGCAUCAUGCGCAACAUGCUCUCCAAGCUGCAGAUCUCAUGUGAUAACGCCGGCUUCGGCUGCACGGCCACCCUUCGCCUCGACCAGCUGCAGUCGCACCUCAAAGACUGCGAGCACAACCCCAAACGGCCUGUCACGUGUGAGGAAGGCUGCGGGCUAGAAAUGCCCAAAGAUGAGAUGCCCAAUCAUAACUGUAUUAAGCACCUUCGCAGUGUGGUGCAGCAACAGCAGACCAAAAUUGCAGAUCUGGAGAAAACUGCAGCGGAACACAAGCACCAACUUGCAGAACAGAAACGUGACAUCCAGCUCCUGAAAGCGUACAUGCGAGCAAUACGCAGCGCUAACCCAAAUUUACAGAACCUGGAGGAGAGCAUAGAGUACAAUGAGAUCCUUGAGUGGGUGAAUUCUCUGCAGCCCGCACGCGUGACCCGCUGGGGAGGAAUGAUCUCCACACCUGACGCCGUCCUGCAGGCUGUCAUCAAGCGCUCGCUAAUCGACAGUGGAUGUCCGCUGUCCAUCGUCAACGACCUCAUCGAAAACGCCCAUGAGCGGAACUGGCCUCAAGGUUUGGCCACGCUGGAGACGCGGCAGAUGAACCGUCGUUACUAUGAAAACUAUGUAGCCAAACGCAUCCCGGGGAAACAAGCGGUGGUGGUGAUGGCCUGCGAGAACCAGCACAUGGGGGAAGAUAUGAUUCUGGAGCCAGGUUUGGUUAUGAUCUUCGCUCAUGGCGUGGAGGAGAUCUUAUAGUCUGUACAUAGGUGGGUGCCAAUAAUGACAAGGGGUUUACAGAGACUGAACGAAUCCCCCCUUCUUAAAAAAAAGAUCAAUUUAUUCCACUAAAAAUAUCAAAACCUCUUCGACAGUCGUUACCUCAAAUCUUAAGAAAGAAAGACACGCUCUCUGCUUAUUUGAGGACUUCCAGCAUUCCCAUUCUCUUUGCCUUAAAAGGACAUUUUUCAAAAAGUGGACCCUAAAAAACAACUUGAAGCAUUAUCAGGGACGAUGGUACACGUUUUAACUUUAGCGAUCAGAAGGAUUUGAAGUGAUCUCUAAUUUCCCCUUUAAUGUUUAUUUCCCUCUUGAGAGUAAGUAGACGUUACUCGCAGCUUUGGACGGCAUAAAAGAGCAGUUAAGAUUCUUGUAAAUACAGAUGAUAAAGAAAUAUAGACAAAUAUACUAUCUGUUCUUGUUCUAAUAGAGUAGUGGACCUUUUUGCUGUCUUCAUCUCGGUUUGCUGUUUAGAGUAGGGUGUUUUAGCUACCAUGGAUCUCUUUUUUUUUUUUUUUUUUCGUUUCUUUUUUUAAAGAGAGCUAUGAUUAAAGUAUGCUAGAUAAAAUGUCUGCUUGGUGUUUGCACUGUGUGGUGAUUGGAAAAAUAAGAUAAUGUCUUGAAUCUCGUUUAGUGAAGAUGUUUGAAAGAAAGAAAUCACACUGCAAAAAAAAAUUUUCUUACUUAAAUUAUAAUCUCUUACUUUUUGUCUUGUUUCUAGUCCAAAUGUCUAAAAAUUCUUAAAUCAAGCAAAAUAUAUUGUCUUGUUUUAGGAAAUAAUGUGUCAAUAUUAAGUAAUUUUUUUCUUAAAACAAGCAAAAUAAUCUGCCAAUGGUGUAAGAAAAAUAAUCUUGUUUUUCCUUUUGACAUAUGAAUUUUGCUUACUCCGUUGGCAGUUUAUUUUGCUUGUUUUAAGGAAAAACUCACCUAAUUUUGACACAUUAUUUCUGAAAACAAGACAUUGUUUUGCUUGCCUAGAAAUGCUUUUUGAUUUAAGAAUUUUUAGAUAUUUGGACUAAAAAAAGACAAAAAAAGUAAGAAAAGCAUUUUUUGCGUGUGGAGAAUAUCUUUGAUGGAAAUCAGUUAACUAUCGUUUUCUUUGUUUCAAAUCAAGUUUAUUUCUAUAAAUAAAUGUUUUUAUUUAUUUGUUUUAUUUUAUUGUAGUCUGCUGGGAUCACUGGCUUUUAUUUUUAUUACUGGUCGGAACCAUUUAUUCCAUUUCUUUCCUCCAAAACAUUUUACUUUUUUAUUCUGGCAUCACUGACUAUCACACUAAUAUUGAUUAGAAUUCUAAUAUUUUUUAAGAUCCCUUUUAUUCCACUAUGUGCAACUACAAAAUUAUUUUCCUUUGCUUUUGUUCCCCUCCAAAAUCAAUUUUUUGAAAAUAUUUUUUUACUUUUCUACUAACAUUACAAGCUAUCACACUAUUAUCGAUCAGAAAUAAUAGUGACUUUUUUUUUAAAUGGUCUGAAAAGUUUCUAAUCGACUGUGUGCAACUAGAAACUCUCCAAUUUCAAUGUAAUAUUUCUCCAGAAAUAAUGUUUUUAUUAUUAUUAUUUUGUAUUAUUUUCUACUUGCUAUCAAUUGAACCAUUAUAUUUAGUUUUAGGGUGAACUCAAAGGUUAUUUUCGAGAUUUAUCAAAACCAUAAAUGAAUCGAAUAUAUAAAAUAUUCAAUGUUAAAAACAUGAUGUCUCAACCAUAUCUGGACCUGUUUGCUGUGGUUAACAUUCAUCACGUGACAAGUUUUCAAAACGACUAAUUACAGAGAGAUGGGACUGUUGUAUGUUUGUGUAUAUUGUGCAAUUGAUUCCUGAAUAAGCGGUUUAAGAGUUUUUAUUUUGCCUAUUUCACGUUCUUUCGUUGUACAUAGUUGAUUUCAGAAUCGGUUUGAUUUGUGUUGUACGACAGUUGUCUCUGCAACCAAAGUGUUUUAUUGUGUUGUAUGCACAUCGUGCUUGCUUUUUCGUUACGUUGUUGAUGAUGUUCGCGAACACCGAAAAUUUGAAAUGUAUCUUCAGAGCUUUUGUGCGUGCGUGUGUGUGUGUUUUGCUUCUGUGUUACAUAGACCUGAAUGCUCAGUGCGUUGUUUACAGUAGCUUUUUCUGCAAAUGUUGCUUAAUAAGAGCUGAAAAACUAAGGACCCAGAAUGUUUUACUCUGCAAUAUUCAGCCAGGUCUAUGUGAACUAAGGAGAGAUGUCUGUGAACUUUGCCUUAUCACACUUCAUUCGACACUCGACUGCAUGAUUGCUCUGUAAUGUGUCACAUGGCUUCUCCGCACAUCAUCUCACAAAGACGAGGCAUGGUAGUUUUUCACUUCUCGGUUCUUGACAGAUGGGAUCACUUUCUGCUAGGAAAUGCCAUUCAUGAAAUAAUGGUUCGCUUUUUUUGUUGUUCAUGCUCGCUGCAUCAUCUCUUAUUGGACACGCAGGACUUUCUUGACUCUCAGGAUUUAUCAUCUGAUGUCAGGGAUGAAAUGUUCAAAGAGCUCAUGUUUCCCGCUGCAGCGUUGUCCGUGGAUGUGGCAUUCUUCUAUUUGUUUGUUUGUUUUCGUUGUCUUUUAUUCUUGCUUUCGUGCUGUGGGUUACUGACAGAAUAUGAAUAAAUAUCAUUGAUUUUGCAAUAUGA
This is a messenger RNA of Danio rerio (zebrafish), 3883 nucleotides long. It is a transcript of the gene rnf41, whose product is annotated as ring finger protein 41. Gene Ontology annotation, biological process: protein ubiquitination. The record is from RefSeq and is marked provisional. Lineage: Eukaryota; Metazoa; Chordata; Actinopteri; Cypriniformes; Danionidae. Gene Ontology annotation, molecular function: zinc ion binding; ubiquitin protein ligase activity.